ACAAUUUCUUCUCUCAAUUCUCUACUUCCACUUUCUCUCUCUAAAAAACUUUCCGAGCGAUGUCGAGGCGGCCCGGCAAGGAAGUGGCGGCACAGGCGGCGGGUGGACAGCGGUUUUCCGGCGAGAAGGCAUCGUAUUUUCGUUCUGGGGCUGGGAAGAGUAUGGACAUUAUGAGAAGUACGAUGAACUCAAUGGAGAGCUCGGGGCCCAGACACGUUAGAUCCCGUGGUAUUUCGGCCUCGGCUCGUAGAGAACGGGUGCACUAUUCUGAGGAUGAUGAAGAUGAUGAUGGUGAUGAGGAGGAGGAGGAGGAGGAGGAUGCAGAUGAGGAUGUGGACGAUCAGAGUGGACCAUAUGAUGAUUACGGUCCAUUCAGUCAGAGGCUUGAUGAUGUGUAUGAGACGCGUAGGGUAGACGUGCGUAAGGGUAGAGAUGGUAGAUUUGUUAGUAGAUCUGGCACAUCAUCUGCGUCCACUGUGUCUGCGGUUAGCAGAAAACGGUCGAGGGCCGUUAAUGAUUCUUGGGUGGUGAGGGGCGAGGUGGCUGGGGGACCUAUAGACGGGAGUGUGAUUCCUAGCUUUCUAGGACACAUCGCUACCCGUAUUUGGGAGGACCAAGAGCGGGCUUUGGAUAGCGGCAUUUUGAAAUGCCAAACCCGGGAGAGGACUUGUAACUUCUUGUGUAGUUGGGCUGAGGCUUGGCCGGAGGAGAGCGAGAUGGUCGGCCGAUUGAGGGCCACUAGAGUGAGCCACCUUCCUGCCACCAUGCAUGAGAGGAUAGGGCUGCGCUGUACACAGCGGCACUUGGUGUGUGGGAUCACGGCGGUGUUAAGAUCGCAGCAGUUUUGCAGCGAUGUUUGCACCCCACUUCACGUAGGACGCAGGACACACAGCUGGCUGCAUAUGUUUUUCUUCUUCUCGGGUGUACCUUGUUUCCGGAUAAGAGCGGAAACAAGCUCAGGCCACGCGACAUAGUUGACGCGUGUGAGCCCGACAGAGUAGGCCAGUUUUCUUGGGGGUCGGCUACAUUAGCGUACAUGUAUCGCCAGUUAGGAUUCUCGAGCCGGGCUGAUGCGGCAGGUAUCACUGGAUGUAUGACGUUGUUACAGACGUGGAUAUACGAGUAUUUCCCGGCGUUUCGACCACACCGCGACCCGGUUCCUAUUGGGGAUGGCCAGCCACGUGCCUGUGCGUGGAGUCCGCGUGUCGAGAAGAAGUCCAUUGACCGCCUGCGAUCGAUACGGUUAUUGCUUGACAGGAUGUCCCCAUUAGAGGUGAACUGGAUGCCUUUCGGCCAGAACCCUAGUAAUAGGGUACCCAGGACCCUCUACACGGGACUGAUUCAGUAUCGUGAGAUCGUAGAGGCGUACAUGCCGCAGCGCUGUCUUCGCCAGCUUGGAUAUGUCCAAGUUGUUCCUCCUCCACCAGCAUGGCACCAGUAAGGCCGUCCGAUCUGCGUCGUUGAAGGAGUACGUCGUCCAAUGGCCGGCAAGCAUGAUUGGCACGUGGGAGCAGUUUCCGAUGGUUGCCCGCAUAUGGAUUGAGCAGUUGCAGCGGCCGCCAACUGGGGUGGCUGCCAUGUGUGACCAGCACUACAUGGAGUGGUACAACCGGCACUCGCACCCGAGGUUGAUCAGAGACGUCCACCACGGCGACGACGCCGAUGAUGAUGAUGUGCCACCGCCCACUGCCGUGGAUGCGUGGAUGGGAAAGAUGACGCAGUUGGGACACAGACUUUUUGAGGAGAGGGACAACAUGACGACUGCAACAGGCAGAGCUGUUAUUGAUGAACUGGAACGGGCCCUUGAGCAGUGGCAGUGGGCGUCACAGAGAGAUUAUUGAUAUGUCGGCAGUGCAUUUAUAAAACAUUUUCCUAGUUGUUUGUAAAAGUUAACAUUAUCUGUUCUUAUAAUUAUUAUUUUAAGUUCUUAGAAUUUGACAUUA
Messenger RNA from Chenopodium quinoa (quinoa), 1943 nucleotides. RefSeq lists its product as uncharacterized. Bases 60 to 974 code for a protein of 304 amino acids. NCBI's taxonomy places the organism in Eukaryota, Viridiplantae, Streptophyta, Magnoliopsida, Caryophyllales, Amaranthaceae. The transcript is spliced from 4 exons. The record is from RefSeq and is a predicted model, not a curated record.